UCCCUCUUCUGAGUAAAGGUCCUGGGACUGCCUCGGAGUUCAACGGAGAUGGUGUUGUGGAAGAAUGUCAACUUACUAUAAAUAAGACAUUCAAUGGGACCGAGAUGUUUGUAUCAGAAAACAAGGAGACUGCAUCUGAAGAUGUAGACAACUUCUACAACUUUGUUGAUACACAGAUGGGACCAUGAAGUGCAAAUGCGGAACCAAGGGUUUGGUAUUAAGUCCUUUCCAACUUUUGCGUGUAAAGUUUGAUAAUAUGCUUUUGUGUAUUAGCACUGAUUUUUACUAAUGCUAAAACUGUUGUACUAUUUUUAAUAACUGAUUGAACACUCCAUCAUUUUAAUAACUCAUCGAAUACUGCAACUAUCAAAAUAGUUAAAUAUUAAAUAGUUUACUUAAAUAGCUUUAAUCUACGUAACUAUUUAGCCUACUUUAAUAAGCUUACAGUUUUCUUUUGUUGCUUAUAAUAACUUAUUAGAAAAUAGAAGUGACUACCAGUUCAUGAUUUUAAUCCUAAUAAAAUGUCCUUUCAAAUCUCUAAUAAUUUAAACGUUCCAACUUUCCUCAGUGCUCCAUGAUAUCUGUGUGAGAAUACAUUUCAUUGCUCAUUUUAUCUUUUUUAAUUUAGAGGGAUUUGUUACUAUUUGAUCAAUUAGAAUGAACCUAUGCACAUUUUUUUCAUGCAUACAUAGCCAGU
Chinchilla lanigera (long-tailed chinchilla) is the source of this 697-nucleotide messenger RNA. Its product is annotated as protein XRP2-like. Gene Ontology annotation, cellular component: cilium; periciliary membrane compartment. Gene Ontology annotation, molecular function: GTPase activator activity. Gene Ontology annotation, biological process: post-Golgi vesicle-mediated transport. Lineage: Eukaryota; Metazoa; Chordata; Mammalia; Rodentia; Chinchillidae. The record is from RefSeq and is a predicted model, not a curated record.